Messenger RNA from Heterobasidion irregulare TC 32-1, 1213 nucleotides. RefSeq lists its product as uncharacterized. NCBI's taxonomy places the organism in Eukaryota, Fungi, Basidiomycota, Agaricomycetes, Russulales, Bondarzewiaceae. Gene Ontology annotation, biological process: peroxisome organization. The record is from RefSeq and is a predicted model, not a curated record. The coding region runs from base 10 to 1107 and encodes 365 amino acids. The transcript is spliced from 6 exons. Gene Ontology annotation, cellular component: peroxisomal membrane.
UCGCUUUCAAUGUCGUCUGCCCUCGCUCGUUAUGAGUCUUUUUUAAUCAACAACGUGUCUACAAUAUCUUCGGUCGAGUCUACCUUGCGUUCGAUCACAUGGCUUCUCCCCGGAAGAUUCAAGGAUGCGGAGCUGGCCUCUGAAGCUUUAUCGGCCUUGCUCAAUAGUCUGAGCCUAUAUCACGACACCUUGUUAGCGAAGAUAAUAGAUGCGGACCCCAAACAAAGACCUCUCAUACCACCUUCGUUGCAUACGCGCUACACACGAGCAUGGACCGACAACCUCCGGUACCGGUGGAUAGCUAGGGUGCUUGAGCUUACAAGAUUCGUCGAGCUUCUGAUCGAAAUGGGCUUGCGCAGGAGGGUCUCCGCCAAAGGCCGGUGGAGAGGCAUCAUCGUGCUGGAAGCGGUCAAGGCUAUCCUUCGUCUAAUUCUUCUCCGAACCACGCGCCGUCCUUGCCUCUCGCCCCCUAUCCCCGAAAGAGACCUCGAUCCCGCCAAUCUCCCAUCAGUAUCUACCACUUCGUCGCCCACCCUCGUGGCUUCCUCAUCUCCUCCCUCGCCCCCAGGCACACCUGAACAUCUCAGGAACAAUCACGUACCACUACUUCCUCAUCCGCUCCUUGCUUCAUCACCGCCCCCUACAACGAAGCAGACUUCGUCCGUAGAGGACUAUAUACUUUCGAAAGCACUGACCACCUCUUCCGUGAAAACACCAACCUCUCUUGUCAAACCUCUGGUUUCGCCAAAAGACUGGCUGGCCGAAGGUCUUUAUAUUAUACGACCUCUUGUUUACGCAAUAUUACUCUCCAACGAUCGACGCACAAAUCGUCCCUUGUUUACAUCCCUUGCUAUUGAGCUCGUCUCUCGGCAUCUUCGUCGUAUCCCGUCCAAUUCCUCAGCUCUCGAGCGGCAAGAAUACUCCCGCCGGGAUAGAGAUCUAUUCUGGUACCUCUUGCGAGGCUCCGUGUGGGAGAACUGGACUAGGCCCAAGCUUUCGACAUUUGCAGAUGGCACUGCAAAAAUCCCUUUCCUGAAUCUAUUUGGUGGUCUCUUGAAGGAUUGGAUGCCCCUGAUCGACGAGUACUAUUACUACACGGCCUCAUAGCAUGGAUGCGUUAGUCUGCAUGAGAGGACUGUCAGUCGUCGCUGCCAUUUUCUGGGUUUUUGCUAUGUACACCAUCCCACUUGAAUUAUCACCGUAUCAUCACAAC